AUGUCCGAGGAGGAUGGCGGAGACGAAGAAGCUCCCGAGGCUAGCGAGGCGCACCUCCUCCAGGGCGACGAGGCCGAGGCCGAGGCCGGCCGCGCGGCGGAGGCUGCGGCGGCAGCUUCCGCGGCGGCGCCCGCGGGCGCGGCGGCCGACGACGAGGCCCGGCCCCUGACGGAGGAGCGCGCGGAACCGGAAGCGGCGAGCGCCGCGGUGCCGAAUCCACUCGGGGAGCUGGCCGCGAUUAGGGCCCAGCACCACGAGAGGUUCCGGGAGCGCGAGGCGGCGACCGGAGCAGCAGCAGCGGCCGGAGCAGUGGCCGAGGAGGCCUCCGCCCGGCGGGAGGCCGAGGAGCGGAGGCUGGCGCAGGAGCGGGAGGACGCCGAGCUGGCGGCCCGGCUGGCCCAGGAAGAAGAGCAGAUCCAGCAGCAGCGGCUGGAGAGUGACGAGGAGUACAGCCGGCAGCUGGCCCAACAGCUGAACAACAGCAGUGGCAGCUCGCACGCGUCCCCAGCUGGCGCCGGCGGCCAUUCGCACAGCUACCCGAGCAACAGCGGAGCCGAAGCGGCAGGGGCCGAGAUGGUGCCCAUACCGCUCGACGAGUCGGACUCGGAAUUGGGUGGCCCUUAUCACCAAAUGGACGACGAGGGCUACCGCGCGCCAAUGCGGACUGGCUACUCGGACCGCCUGAUCGAUCCUGCACAGGAUAUGCUCUUCCAGGACCGCCUGAUCGAUCCUGCACAGGAUAUGCUCUUCCAGGGGCUGUCGCUGCCCCAGCUGCUGCUCGGCGCCGGCGGCGGUGCCGGGCGGGAGCCGCUGGCGAGGGUCGGCGACCACGAGGCGGGCGAGGCUCGAGCCCUGGGCCUGGGCGCUCGCUGCGCACCGCUGGUCGCCGCCGCCCUGCCGGUGGUGUGUAUUGGCGCGCUCCUCGUCAUGCUUACGGUGCUGAUGAUGCAGGGGAAUUGA
This is a messenger RNA of Prorocentrum cordatum, 960 nucleotides long. Lineage: Eukaryota; Dinophyceae; Prorocentrales; Prorocentraceae. The record is from the annotation of a GenBank genome assembly.